AUGACAGGUGUGCUUGAAACAGUCAAAUCCAUAGCAUCAAACGAAGGAUUUGUAUCUGAAGUUCCACAUUUAUAUGGAGAAGAAGCUCAUCAUAAAGUUAAAUCACACGAAUUCGAUACGAACAGUAUAAAUAAUACCAAUUACAAUAGCAAUGUAUUUGUUCCAGCAUAUGAUGAAAGAGAAGUUACUGUGAAAGAAUGGUUUCAAUAUAUUUUUGCUAAUCCACUAAAAAUGAUAGUUGAUUAUCUUUUUUCCUUGUUUCCAAUUCUUAAAUGGAUUUUGCAUUAUAAUAUUAGAUGGUUAUAUGGUGACUUGGUUGCUGGUAUUACUGUCGGUGUUGUUUUAGUGCCACAAUCUAUGUCAUAUGCUCAAUUGGCAGGGUUAGAAGCACAAUACGGUUUAUAUUCUUCCUUUGUUGGUGUCUUUAUUUAUUCAUUUUUUGCCACCUCCAAAGAUGUUUCCAUCGGUCCUGUUGCCGUUAUGUCGUUACAAGUGUCUAAGGUCAUUGCUCAUGUCCAAGAUAAGUUUGGUGACAAGUAUGCCCCACCAGAAAUUGCUACAUUUUUGUCAUUGAUUUGUGGUGGUAUUGCGCUUGGUAUUGGUUUGUUACGUUUAGGAUUUAUUUUAGAAUUCAUUUCCAUCCCUGCAGUCAUGGGUUUCAUGACCGGUUCUGCAUUCAACAUUAUCACAGGUCAAGUCCCAGGUUUAAUGGGUUAUAACAGUAAAGUUAACACAAGAGACAGUACUUAUCUUGUUGUUGUCAAUACAUUGAAGCAUUUACCUGAUUCAACCGUUGAUGCUGCCUUUGGGUUGAUUCCAUUACUCAUCUUAUACUUGUGGAAAUUUCUGACUGAUUAUGCUCAAAAAAGAUACCCAAGAUAUAAAAUGUACUUUUUCUACUUUCAACAAUUGAGAAAUGCCAUUGUUAUCAUUGUUGCCACUGCUAUAUCAUGGGGUAUUGUGCACCCUAAAAAAGUUGCCUUCAAUGGUCCUUCCUCCAAAUUUAAACCACCAAUCAAGACUAUUGGUGAUGUUCCAAGUGGGUUGCGUCACGUUGGUGUCAUGACAGUUCCUGACGGUAUAAUCAGUGCUAUGGCCUCUGAAAUCCCCGUCUCUACGGUCAUUUUGUUGUUGGAACAUAUUGCCAUUUCUAAAUCAUUCGGUAGAAUUAAUGAUUAUAAAGUGAUUCCUGAUCAAGAAGUUAUUGCCAUUGGUGUCAAUAACUUAAUUGGUACUUUCUUCAACGCUUACCCAGCUACUGGUUCCUUUUCAAGAUCUGCAUUGAAAGCAAAAUGUGGUGUCAGAACUCCUUUGGUAGGUAUUUUCACUGGUGCUGUUGUUUUGUUGGCUUUAUAUGCAUUAACAAAGGCAUUUUAUUACAUUCCUAAAGCAACUUUAUCUGCGGUCAUUAUUCAUGCUGUUUCAGAUUUGAUUGCAAACUACAAAAUCACUUGGUCAUUCUGGAAGAUGAGUCCAAUUGAUUGUGGUAUCUUUUUGAUUGCUGUUAUCUUAACCGUUUUUGUUACCAUUGAAGCUGGUAUUUACUUUGCUAUUGCUGCUUCUGUUGUCGUAUUGUUAGUAAGAGUUGCUAUUCCUCAUGGUCAAUUCUUGGGUAAAAUCCAAAUUGCCGAGGUUGUUAAUCCUGUUAUUGAACAAACAGGAUCUCAUGAUGAAAACAAUGCCUCUGCUUCUGAUGGCACUAGUUACUCUAGUGAUUUGGAAAUUCAUCAAGUUUUAUCUGAAGGUACAAAUUACAAGUCAACUGAUGAAACUGGUAAAUUGAAAUCUAAAGAAGAUAUCAAACCAGUAGAAGGUGUUACAGCUUCUGCUUUACAGAGAAAUAACCCACAAGUGAAAUUCCAUACACGUUGGGUGCCAUUGAACAACGAAAAUAUCAAUGCUGGCAUAAAAGUUCAACCUCCACCUCCAGGAGUUGUGGUAUUUAAACCUGUUGAAUCGUUUACAUAUCCAAAUGCAUCUAGACAAGUUGAUAAAGUUUCUGAUGAAGCAAAGAGAUUGACCAGAAGAGGGAAACCAUUUGAUUAUUCUAAAAUUGGGUCUAGACCUUGGAAUGAUCCAGGUCCAUUGAGAUGGAACUUGCCAUGGUCCAAGAAAGAGAAGGUUGAAGAAAAAGUUGAAGAUAACCGUCCAAUUUUGCGUAUCGUGCAUUUCGAUUUUUCUACUGUUGCUUCUAUUGAUGUAACUGCUAUACAGGCAUUAGUUGAUUUGAGAAAAGCUUUAAAUGCUUAUGCUGAUCGUGAAGUUGAAUUCCAUUUCUCGGGUAUUUUGAGCCCUUGGAUUAGAAGGGGUUUGUUAAAUGCUGGAUUUGGUACAUAUGAAGAUGGCUUGCUUUCUACUAAUAAUUAUGUCAACAUUGCUGCUGGAUACCAAGACUUGGAAGACCACGCCGAUGAACCAUAUUAUGCUGCUACUGGUACAAAUACUCCAUUUUUCCAUUUAGACAUACCCAACUACUCAUGA
Molecule: messenger RNA, 2481 nt
Organism: Candida dubliniensis CD36
Lineage: Eukaryota; Fungi; Ascomycota; Pichiomycetes; Serinales; Debaryomycetaceae
Gene: SUL2
Product: sulfate permease
Exons: 1
Coding region: 1-2481 (826 amino acids)
Biological process (GO): transmembrane transport
Cellular component (GO): membrane
Molecular function (GO): secondary active sulfate transmembrane transporter activity
Source: RefSeq, a predicted model, not a curated record